ACGGACUUCAAACUGUUGUUAGGAGUUCAAACAGCUGUUAGCUAAAGGAACUGUAUCGCUAUGUAGGUCUUUAUGCGUGCUAACCGAUGUUACUUUCCCUAAAUAAAAUAAACUUAAACCCUACAGGUUUUUAUGUCCGUGGCGUUAUAUAGCCUUAACUGUAACCAACAGUGAAGUAAUAACUGGCAUGAUAUUAACUGUAAUACAAUGACGUCACGGGUGACGUCAGUCUUCAGUUGCCAGCCAGGGAGGCAGCUUAUUGAUUUUAUCUGACACCAGAAAGGUUUCAUGAGAAAGAGAAAAGAGAAUAUUCAUGAGGUAAUUUUGGACUUGGAAUUAUUUGCUUGCAGUGGCGUGCAUGUCGAUGCAGCAGGUGAAAGGUACAGAGAAUGAGGAGAAGGAGGAGAGAGGAAGAGGUGAAGUGUGUUUAGAAGAAGAGCAGUGUCUCGACAAUAGUGACACUCCUGCCUCCACACAGCUAGGGUUAAACAUGCGGCAAUGUGAUGGUACCACUGAGACGAGUCUUUCCCCUUACGGCUUACUGUCUCUGCCAUGGGAGAUGGUCGCACGCAUCGCAUCUCACCUGCCCGCUCAAUGUGUCAUCAACGUCCUGCCUCAGGUGUGCAGGGCAUUGGGACAGGUGGGUGAGGACAUGUCAGCCUGGCAGAUUCGGGCUCAGAGACUUACAGGCUCCCAACGUUCCUUCCCAGUCGGGCCCAGGAAUCAUUUUGAUUGGCCGACAGCGUGCCUUGAGAUGGAGAAGUUGAUUGAAUGCUGGGCCAGGCAAAAAGAAACAGCAGAGCCUCCAGAGCCAAGGAUUGAGAUACAGGAGCAAGUGGAUCAGGAUGAAGUUGUACAACAAGGAGAAGCAGCAGCGAAUGGAGAAGAGCGUGAAGCAGAAGCUGAGAGACAACCUGCCCAUGUUGAGGAGGAAAUCAGACCAGAAGGUGAAGAAGAUCCUGAAAUACAAGGAGAAGAAGAACAGGGAAAUAACGUAAUAAUCAUCAGAGAAGAAGGAAGAGAGAAUGCUGUUGUUGAGGGCGAACUUAAUCAAGAACGACUCCAGGAGCAAGAAGACAGUGGGAUGGAUUUGAACCCCACACCCGCCCUGGAGCACAUCACGCUCUCAUCAGGCCACAUUGCUGACGUUAACACAGUCCUGCUGGUUGGAGGUAAAGGCUCUGUGUGCGUCUCUGGCUCCAGAGACCGUAAUGUGAACCUGUGGGAUGUGAGAACAGGCUCGAGCGGGGCUCUGCUGGGAAAACUGGGAGCUCGUAGCCGCUACAACACGACACACCAAGGCUGGGUGUGGUGCCUUGCAGCCAGCGGUGAUCUCCUGGCCUCUGGAUCCUUCGACAGCACGGUGAAGCUCUGGGACCUGAACACCGGAGGCGCAGAGCGCGGAAAAAUCCAGAGCCGUGCGGCCGUUCUCUCUCUCUCCUGCCAGGAUCACAUGCUGUUUGCUGGGUCACAUGACCAGAAAGUCAGCAUUUAUGACACCAGAGCUUCAGAGCCACUGGUCAAAAGCCUUCGUCUCCAUAGUGACAUCGUGCUGUGUCUGGCCUCUGACGAGCAGUACAUUCUGUCUGGCAGCAAAGACAACACGGUAGCCGUGUUUGACCGUAGAGCUGGUAAACCGCUGAAGAAAAUCCACCUGAAGUCUUACUUGUUGUCCAUGUCGUUCAGCGGGAGAGAGGUGUGGGCCGGAGACUACCACGGACUCCUUCACACCUUCUCCAUGAACGAGGGCUCCUUCAAGUCCACAGCCCAGUUUAACGUAGGCCACACUUCACUGGUGACGGGCGUUCAUCACUCACCUGGGACUCUGUACACCUGCUCCUCCGAUCGCAUGAUUAAGGUUCACCUUCCUUGUGCGCCCCCGAAGACUCUGUGCACGCUUCAUAAUAAAGCAGCAGUGAAUGGGCUCAGUGUUGAGGCAGGAGUGCUGGCUGUUGCCACUGCUGAUAUGAAUGUGGAAGUGUGGCGGCCCAGGCAGUGACGCUCGUAGCCGAGAGAGUGUCCGGAGUCACGCUGCAGUCCAAACCAUGCUGCGGUUUACUUUUACACGUGUGUUCAUAAUUCUUAUGCAGGGAAUAAAACUCAUGGGGUGUGAUGUUAGAGGAAAUGAAUCAAUGGAUCAUUUAGAAAGCAUUCUGUGACGCCACCAGUAACAUCCUGAAAUUGAUUCAUUUCUAAUUCUCGCACAUCCUGAAGUACUUUAUUCAUCUUAUCGCACAGCAGUUUUCCAAUGAAAAGAUUUUUAUUUAUUUAUUUAUUUAUUACAGAAUGAGAUAUUUGAUUUUUUUUUUUUAUUUAUCCAAUUAUAGUUACUGUUCUGUUAUCCCUUUUGUUAUAACAGUGGAAGAAAUCUUCAGCUUUACCUCUGUUUCAUAGUACUGAGAGUGGAGAUUCUAGUCUAAAUAAUAACUAUGAAAUAUCUCCUUACCUAAUUGUUGUAUAAACAACUCUGUUUUUCUUUGUUUAAUAAUUAAUAGAUUGUUUUCUGUAUUUAUUAUUAGACUUUUGUGCCAUUUGGUGCAUCUGGGCACAUUAUUCACACAAGUUAUAGAACCCAUAUUCGAGUGUUUAAUAGAAACCUUUGAUUUAAUAGAAACCUGUGGUUUGAACAGUUAUAGAAAAUAAAUCAACUCUUUCUGGCUACUCUGAGGUUAAAAUUUAACAAACGUACACAGGCCAAAAGUUUGGAUGCAUCAAUGACGUGUCAGAUAUUGGAAUAAAUGUCUGAUUCAUAAUAAUAUAUACACUAUAAAGUCAAAACUAUCCAACUUUGUGGCAACAGUCAGGUGUCCACAUAUAUAUGGGCACUUACAUAUGGAGAUUUUGAGACACACAGGUUUUUGAGACACAUAAAAAAAAUUUUGUGUCUGAUAUGUGUUCCGUAGCCUACCCUACAAAUUUGGGGUAUUCUGUACUGUACACUUAGGAACUAAUAUUUAGCAGGUUCAUUAGGAUCACACUGGUUAUUUUCCUUCCUGCUACUAGACAUGCCUGUAACAGUGAAACUCCCAAAAAUCUAACUAAGCAGUAAAAAAGUGCAUGUUCUGA
This is a messenger RNA of Tachysurus vachellii, 3066 nucleotides long. It is a transcript of the gene fbxw9, whose product is annotated as F-box and WD repeat domain containing 9. The transcript has 9 exons. Gene Ontology annotation, biological process: proteasome-mediated ubiquitin-dependent protein catabolic process; ubiquitin recycling. Bases 359 to 1999 code for a protein of 546 amino acids. Gene Ontology annotation, cellular component: nucleus; cytoplasm. NCBI's taxonomy places the organism in Eukaryota, Metazoa, Chordata, Actinopteri, Siluriformes, Bagridae. The record is from RefSeq and is a predicted model, not a curated record. Gene Ontology annotation, molecular function: ubiquitin binding.